Parnassius mnemosyne (clouded apollo) is the source of this 957-nucleotide messenger RNA. The record is from the annotation of a GenBank genome assembly. Lineage: Eukaryota; Metazoa; Arthropoda; Insecta; Lepidoptera; Papilionidae.
AUGAUUUUAUUGUUUUUAUUUUUAUUCGUUGUCGCAGCACCGAUCAUUAUUUGGACAUACUCCAGAUUAACUAGCGGUAUUUGUAAAUGUAGUAGACAUUUAGUAGGCAAAGUUGUUAUAGUGACUGGUGGCAAUGCAGGAAUAGGUUUUGAAACGGCUAAAGACCUUGCUGAGAGAGGAGCCAGAGUUAUACUAGCUUGCAGAGACGAGGGUCGUGGUACCACCGCCAGAGACAAGAUCAUCUCAGCCACAGGUAAUAACAACGUCCAUUAUCGACACCUGGACUUGGCAUCUUUAAAUUCUGUUAGAAAAUUGGCGCAAGAUAUUUUACAAAACGAAAAUCGACUAGAUAUUCUUAUCAAUAACGCUGGCAUAUUUGGAUCGGACAAUGUAAAAACGGAAGACGGACUUCUUUUAGGAAUGCAAGUUAACCACUUCGGACCAUUUCUUCUCACUUUUCUACUAUUACCACUACUAAAAUCAUCUUCACCAAGUCGUAUAAUCAAUGUUUCUUCAAUUGCACAUGCCAGAGGUUUAUUAGAUUUGAAAAAUCUGAAUGCAGAAAAAGAAACUGAAAAGGCGUACUUAAAAAGUAAAAUUUAUUGUACUUCUAAACUGUGCAAUAUCCUAAUGGCCGUCGAAUUAAGCAAUCGCCUCAAGGGAACCGGAGUAACUGCAAACAGCUUGCAUCCUGGCGUUGUGGAAACAGAUAUUCUCGAUGAUAUUAAUAUUAAAUGGUACCAACUACUACUACCUUUAAUUAAAUUAUACACCAAGUCACCAUGGGAGGGUGCCCAAACUUCAAUAUAUCUAGCAGUAUCACCUGAAGUUAGUGAAGUAUCAGGAAAAUAUUUUAUAGACUGUCACUUAUCGAAUGCGUUUGGUAAACAAGCUCAAGACUCACAAUUAGCUCUGAAACUUUGGGAAGCAUCAGAAAUCUUUGUUAACUUGAAAUAG